This is a messenger RNA of Colletotrichum orchidophilum, 1056 nucleotides long. RefSeq names its product aminotransferase class IV. The record is from RefSeq and is a predicted model, not a curated record. Gene Ontology annotation, molecular function: catalytic activity. Bases 1 to 1056 code for a protein of 351 amino acids. Lineage: Eukaryota; Fungi; Ascomycota; Sordariomycetes; Glomerellales; Glomerellaceae. Gene Ontology annotation, biological process: carboxylic acid metabolic process. The transcript is spliced from 4 exons.
AUGAGCAUUGCAAGCAUCAUGUCUGAAUCUCAGCCAAAGAACCAGCCGGCCACUAGCCACACGGCUGUACUGAACUCCAAAAACGCCUCUAUUUUGGUCGGCAUACGCGAUGGCGUCACUGGCGAAUUCCGUCUUGUCCCCAGAGAGCAAGCAACGAUUUCAGUCUUUGACUCAAACUUUCUUAUCGGCGAUGGGAUUUGGGAAGGCAUCCGUGCUGUCAGAGGCCGAGUUCAGUUCGCCAAGGAGCACGUAAAUCGGCUGUUCCAGUCUGCAAAGGCAAUGUACAUGGACUUGGGCUUGACAAAAAGAGACCUCCUAUCUCUGCUUCACCAGACUUUAGAUGCCAACGACAUGGGCAACGAGCCUCACGUCCAUAUGCGCUUGGUCGUCAGCAGAGGAUUAAAGUCGACGCCCUACCAGAACCCGCACGUCAACAUCGGGUUGCCUCUCAUCGUUAUCAUACCCGAGAUCAAGGCUGUAGAUCCUACGGCCAAGUCGCGCGGUAUACGUCUCGGCACGACCUGGGUCCGACGAGGCCCGCCGGACGUCAAGGACGAGCAGUGGAACCACAUCUCCAAGGCGACGGACGUGCAGGCCUGCGUGCACGCCAACUUUAUGGGGGUCGACGAGGCGCUCAUGCUAGACCUCAACGGCUUCGUCAAGACGUGCAACUCGGUCAACUUCUUCAUCGUCCGUGGCGACGAGGUGUGGGCGCCGACAAAGGACAACCAGAUGCAGGGGAUCACGCGGCAGAAGACCAUUGACGUGUGCCGGGCGGCCGGCAUCAAGGUACGAGAGCUCGACUUUGCGCUGACGGAGGUGUACGGGGCCGACGAGGCUUUCUGCACCGGCACAUUCCCGUCGCAGAUCCACGUCACCGAGGUCGACGGGCGCAAGAUUGGAGAUGGGAAGAGAGGGGCUGUGACGGAGGCGAUCCAGAAGCUUUACGUGGCUGAGGUUGAGCGAGAUGUUUCGAGAUCGAGGGAGCAAAUCCUGGCUGAGCUCGAGCAGGUUCGAGACUUGAGAGUUUUGGAAGGCCUGAAGUCGAAGCUUUGA